AUGAAAUCGCAACGCGUUAUUUCGUUUCCUCGGAUGGUAUGCGGAGAUUGUCGCGUGUUUUUCGGUCUUUUCGGUGGAAAAUCAGCUUAAAUCUUGUGUAAUUUACUUCAAAUUUCCGGUUCGGUUCGGUUGAAUUUUCGCGGAUUAGUGCGUUUUUGAGAGGGAGUGAUAAAAGAAGACUGAAGUAGUGCUUUUCGAGGAUCACGUUUAAAUUUGGGAAUGGUUGAAAGUUCGAUACAAAUUGUGUAAAAUAAGUGCAUAGUGAACUAAAUAUUGCGCAUAAAACUGUAAAAGCUUGGAUAAAUUUAAUCAAACUUGAAGAAAAGCUGAUUUUUCCACCAUCAUCUUCCCCUCAUUGAACCCAAGCGGGAAAAUGUUUGUGCGUGUGUAUACCGGAAGAUUUUGACAAGGGACCCCCACGAUACGUACCGGAGAUUCCGAUAAGAUCUCGAGACUACCGCCGGUUGAAUUUGGAAAAUAGCAAAAAGCUUCGCUGUUCGCCCUUCCGAGGAGAUUCCCCAUCGAACGGAAAUGACAACGACGAGUGCUCCUAAAAGUACAUAGCCAAAGCGCAAAAGCCAAACUUUUCACAAACUUUACACCUGACCUGACCCGUUUCAUUCCCCGGAGAAGGUUUGAGGACGGAAGCAUCCGUGUGCAAAAAAAAAUAGUGAAAAGGGUUCACCCGAUAAAAGGAUUUCCGCAUAGAAGCUGCUUGGUGUUAACUUAGCUGUAGGGACGUGUAUAUGUCAGGCAGCUCAACACAACAGGAAACGAACGACGAGACACGCCCCAGCGGAACGAUAGAUUAUGGUUACCGUCAGUGCUGGUGACAACCGCAGCGACGAUUCUCUCCGGCAGCAGCAAAGUGCCACAGAAAGUUUAACCACCAGUUUCCCAACACCGGGAACGACGACGACGGCGACGGCGUCUGCUGCUGUUACUCCAACCUCAUCAAAGGCAAAACCGGCGGCGAUGGAACCAAACCGCGAAACUUUGUCUACCGGCAGCGACACUACACAUGCCUCAAUGUUGCCCUCUUCCGAGGUCAACCAGCAACCGGAAGCGGAUGGAAAACGAGGAAGGGAAGACGAAUCUGUCACUUCUUCAGGUGUUGCCAUUAGCCCUCCCAUCAUCUCCACCUUCAACCCCCGAAACAGAUCCAAAGCUGCUGCUGCUGCUGCUUCAGAUCAGUCCGGAAGCCGAAGGCCCAAACUUUCGGGUUAUGAGUUUUACGAGAAGGUUCUGGGCUCCCCGAAGUACGUGGUCGCCCCGAUGGUGGAUGCCAGUGAGCUGGCCUGGCGGUUGCUGAGUCGAAGGCAUGGGGCCCAACUGUGCUACUCGCCCAUGUUCCACAGUAGCUGUUUCACCAAGGAUCCCAAAUAUCGGAAGGAUUCGCUGCAAACGUGCCCGGAGGAUCGACCGCUGAUAAUACAGGUUUGA
Messenger RNA from Uranotaenia lowii, 1443 nucleotides. RefSeq lists its product as uncharacterized. Gene Ontology annotation, molecular function: tRNA dihydrouridine synthase activity. The record is from RefSeq and is a predicted model, not a curated record. The coding region runs from base 811 to 1443 and encodes 210 amino acids. NCBI's taxonomy places the organism in Eukaryota, Metazoa, Arthropoda, Insecta, Diptera, Culicidae. The transcript is spliced from 6 exons.